AUGGUUAAUUUGAAAUACAUACAGAAAGUGAAGAUUGCUGGAGCACGGUAUCUGUUCACGCCCCGUGGUGGCAAGCUCUUGCUCUACGGCGGGAACACAUACUUCGUCAACUCCAGGAAGAAGCAGCAAAGAGCCAGGGUUCUCUGGUACUGUUCGUCGCGUAAAUCUCGGAAUUGCCCAGCGUCCAUACUCACCAUUUGUGACAGGAUACUGGGACAGCCACCGGUUCACACACACCCGCCUAAGAUAUCCAGAUACGAAAUGUUGACUUGCGAACCACAGCUUUCCGCGUACAUGACGCGGCCCAAAGUCGAGUACAUUCAAAGCAAACGCGGAGAGUACAUUACGGGCGAUGAUGUAGUCCUAAAAAUACCGACCCGUAAAAAGUACCUCUUAAUGAUAAACGGUUACACGUACUAUCAAAUUAACUACUCAGGCCACUGGGUCUGCUCGAAGAAGGCUCGGACAGGUUGCAAGGCGCGUUUCCAUCAGAGGGUCGAUGGCCAGAUAGUCCACGCGGUAGCGAGUCACACCCAUCGACCGACACCUGUAAAUUUAAAGAAAGAAAGCAUGUUAUAUCAUCCCAAUAUACAAUUCAUCCCGACCGAAAAGGGGAAAUAUAUCCUCGUUUUAAGGGGUUUCACGUAUUCACAAGUUGGUGGUCGAUUCUUCUAUUGUUCGUCGAAGCACAUGGGCUGUAGAGCUAGAGUUAGACUCAUAUCUGGGAAGUUAGUGGCGUCUUCAGAUGCGCAUAACCACGCGCCACCGUCGCACGCGCGCUGCGGCAACGGGGCAUUUGUUCAGCUCCGACCCAGGUCUCAUGUCGCCCUGCCCGUCCCAGCUGUCGCAGCUGCCGUUCUCCCCUCACCCCUAACGUCCCCGAGGGCGGCGUCCCUAGCUCUGCACGCCAUGAACUACCCAAGGAUAUCACCCAAAAUCGAUCUCUGGAAUCGAGCACCCUCGGAAGACAAAAAGGAUUAG
Leptosia nina is the source of this 981-nucleotide messenger RNA. NCBI's taxonomy places the organism in Eukaryota, Metazoa, Arthropoda, Insecta, Lepidoptera, Pieridae. The record is from the annotation of a GenBank genome assembly.